Messenger RNA from Pocillopora damicornis (cauliflower coral), 1838 nucleotides. Its product is annotated as multifunctional protein ADE2. Gene Ontology annotation, molecular function: phosphoribosylaminoimidazolesuccinocarboxamide synthase activity. NCBI's taxonomy places the organism in Eukaryota, Metazoa, Cnidaria, Anthozoa, Scleractinia, Pocilloporidae. Gene Ontology annotation, cellular component: cytosol. Gene Ontology annotation, biological process: 'de novo' IMP biosynthetic process. The record is from RefSeq and is a predicted model, not a curated record.
ACAUGCUUCCUCAACAGAGAUGAGCUCCACGUGCUUUUGCUGAAAAAUUCGAAGGAAAGCGUCUAUAGUUGCGAUCUUCAGGAGUUUUCUCCAACAAUGGCAGACGAGAAACCAGCCUCAGAAAUCAAGAUUGGAAAAGAGCUAAACCAAGGUAAAACCAAGAUCAUCUAUGAAUUACCAGACUCACCAGAUGGUAAUCAUGUGCUACUGAAAUCAAAGGACAAAAUCACGGCAUUCGAUAGCACAAGAAAAAGCGACUUAGCUGGCAAGGCAAAAUUCAGCACUGUCACUACAUCUGCUAUCUUUGAGCUGCUUAGCACCUGUGGCAUCAAGACCCAUUUUGUGAAGAAGCACAAUGAUGAAGCCUUCAUUGGGAUUAACUGUGAUAUGAUCCCACUUGAAGUGGUGACUCGCCGUAUUGCCACAGGUUCUUUCCUGAAGAGGUACCCUGGGGUCAAGGAAGGAUACAGAUUUGCUCCUGUCAAGUUGGAAAUGUUUUUUAAAGAUGACGCUCAGCACGAUCCAUUUUGGACAUAUGAGGAGUGCGUGGAGGCAGAACUCACUGCAGGUGGAAGGAAGAUUGGCAAACAUGAGCUGAAUGUGAUGGGUGAAACGGCUGUCACUGUCUUUGAAAUCAUUGAAAGAGCCUGGGCAACUGUAGAUGUAGCUCUAGUUGACAUGAAGAUUGAGUUUGGGAUCGAUCGCAAGACAGGUGAUCUUCUUCUUGCUGAUGUCAUAGACAAUGACUCCUGGAGGAUUUGGCCAUCUGGUGACAAGCGUCUUAUGCGAGACAAGCAAGUGUACAGAAAUCUACCUGAGGUGACACCAGAAGCACUGGAACAGGUCAAAAAGAAUUACCAAUGGGUUGCGGGUGAAGUGCAGAAACUUAACCAACAUCAUCCAGGGCAUGCUGUCAUUUUCAUGGGCUCCCCAAGUGACGUGGACCAUUGUAAGAAGAUCGAGUCAUCGCUAAAGGAAUUUGGCAUUCCCACUGAUCUUCGCAUCUGCUCUGCACAUAAGGGUACUGAAGAUGCCCUGCAAGUCCUGCAGUGGUAUGAAGGUCAGGGCAUCCCAGUUGUCAUCAUUGCAGUUGCUGGACGUAGUAAUGGCCUUGGACCGGUUUUGUCUGGCAAUUCAGCAUUCCCAGUGAUCAACUGUCCACCACCAUCGUCCCAGUGGGGUGCACAGGACAUCUGGUCUUCUCUACGCCUGCCCUCUGGUUUGGGUUGUACCACUGCUCUCAAUCCUGAUGGUGCAGCAUUAGCCACUGCGCAGAUCUUGGGCCUCAGUGAUCAUGUAGUCUGGGGAAUUGUUAAGGGCAAGCAGCUGAACACAGCUGUGGGUCUUGCUGUGGCUGAUAAAAAGUUGCAUCAAUAGAAACAAUAACAAUCUCACCAUUAUGCUCUAAACUGUUUUUCACACAGUACUAUAGAAAAGCCCAUACACUUCUUAGGUCUAAAUAUAAAUCACUGGAACUUUGCUAAUGUUAGUGAAUGCCAGUAUUAAGCAAGGGGAAAUCAAUUCCCUUCCUAUGUUUAAGCAGUAAGUUUUGUGUGCUUUCUUUGCACUGAGGGUGGGGUACUAAAGGUAACAAGUAGAACCCAAGGCCUUCUGUCAGUAAAAACUGAAAAGUAUUUGUGACGUUCUUUGUUGAUUCUCGGUGGGUAAACUGCUAAAUCAUUGCUAAAGCCAACUAUUAAAGAGUGUGUUGAAGGCUUUUGAUAUCAUUAAACAAACAUUUAUGAGCCAUGUGACUGAUUCUUAGUAUGGAAGUACUUUAAGUCCUUAUCAGAAGAUGUGUUGUUCAUCCAAUAAAAUUUCAUGAACCUAUAAAUCAA